AUGGGUGUCCCAGCGCUCUUUCGGUGGCUUCACAAAAAGUACCCCAAGAUCAUCACGCCUGUGAUUGAAGAGCAACCUUACGAAGUGGAUGGCCAGCAAUAUCCGGUGGAUACAACGCGGUCAAAUCCCAAUGGCGAAGAGUUUGACAACCUUUACCUUGACUUCAAUGGCAUUGUUCAUCCUUGUUCUCACCCAGAGAACAAGCCGCCUCCUGCCACAGAAAGUGAAAUGAUGAUGGAGAUUUUCAAGUAUACAGAACGAGUCGUCAACAUGGUGCGACCUAGGAAACUCCUGUUAAUAGCGAUUGAUGGUGUUGCUCCUCGUGCAAAAAUGAACCAACAACGGGCGCGUCGUUUUCGGUCUGCAAGAGAUGCUAAGGAAGCCGACGAGAAAAAGGCGGAGUUUCAAACGCUUCUCAGAAGCCAGCAGCAUAGCAGAGGAGACCCGGAAACUGCGCUGGAGGACGUUGUAAAAAAGACCUGGGAUUCUAAUGUCAUUACACCGGGUACACCCUUCAUGGUCAUUCUUGCUAUCUCAAUACGGUACUGGGUGCAGUGGAAGCUCAAUACCGAUCCUGCUUGGGAGAAGCUUAAGGUCCUCAUUUCUGAUGCAACUGUUCCGGGGGAGGGAGAACACAAGAUCAUGCAAUUCAUUCGAUCUCAACGUGCUGAUCCAGAAUAUGACCCUAACACGAAACAUGUCAUGUACGGUCUAGACGCUGACUUGAUAAUGCUUGGUAUUGCUACACAUGAACCUCAUUUCCGUAUUCUUCGAGAAGAUGUCGAGAUCAGAGAUGCCAAAGCCAAGACUUGCAAUCUUUGCGGCCAGAAAGGUCAUUAUGCCGAUAACUGCAGAGGCAACACAAAGGAUAAAGCCGGGGAUUACGAUGAGAAGGAGAAAACCCCUGACUUGAAACCGUUCAUCUGGCUGAACGUGCCCACCUUGCGGGAAUACCUUGGAGCUGAGAUGUUUGUCCCUGGUCAACCCUUUCGUUUUGAUCUUGAGCGAGCCCUUGAUGAUUGGGUGUUCAUGUGCUUUUUCGUUGGCAACGAUUUCCUUCCUCAUCUCCCUAGUCUUGAUAUCCAUGAGGAUGGUAUCGAUACUUUGAUCGCUAUUUGGCGUGACAACAUCCCCAUCAUGGGUGGUUACCUGACCUGUGAUGGCAAAGUUGACCUCAGCCGUGCACAAUUCAUCCUGCAAGGUCUUGCCAAACAGGAAGAUGCCAUUUUCAGACGCCGGAGACAGACAGAGGAGAGGCGGGAACAGAAUCAGAAGCGACGAGAUCAAGAAAAAGACGCACGUGAGCAAAGAGAGCAAGGUCGCGAUGCCAAAAGACGACGAAGCUCUCCAGAUUACGGUCAAGGAGGAUUCAAUGGCUCCAUUAAGGGACGAAGUGACGAUCGAGCACCAACCAACGCUCCCAUGAAUCUGAUCUCCCCUCAGAGCAUCGAGGUAGACUACAACAUGGUGGUGAACAGAGGCGCCGUGGACAGGGCUAAUGCUGCCAACAAGAGUGCUGCUGCUGCGCUGAAAGCUCAAUUGAUGCAAAAGAACAAACCUGCAGAAACACCAGAGAAGCCAACCAACGAGCCAGGUGCCGUCGAGCAGACUCCGCCUUCAGCGUUGGGAAAGCGGAAGGCGGAGCUACUGGAAGAAGAUGAUGAUAGUAGCACACCAGGACGCUCCACUCCUAUCAGUCAACCAGAGACCAAGACAAAUGGGGCAAACCCCGAUGAUCUACCCCCUGAUACUGUACGUCUAUGGGAGACAGGAUAUGCGGAGCGAUACUACGAGCAAAAGUUCCAUGUCGCGCCUGAUGACUACGAAUUCCGACGCAAGGUGGCACAAUCCUACGUUGAAGGCUUAGCAUGGGUUUUACUCUACUACUUCCAGGGAUGCGCUUCAUGGACUUGGUAUUACCCCUAUCAUUACGCACCAUUUGCCGCUGACUUCAUCGACCUCGAUAAAAUGGACAUCCAAUUCGCCAAAGGCAAACCCUUCAAACCCUACGAGCAGCUCAUGGGCGUUUUACCCGCAGCAUCCAACCACGCUAUCCCACCCGUAUUUCAUUCCCUCAUGACAGACCCAGACAGCGAGAUCGUAGACUUCUACCCCGAAGACUUCGACCUGGACGCCAACGGCAAAAAACAAAGCUGGAAAGCCAUCGUUCUCCUCCCCUUCAUCGACGAGAAACGUCUCCUGUCCGCCAUGAACACCAAAUAUCCGCUCUUGACGGCUGAAGAGCACGCGCGCAACGAAAUGGGCAAAGACGCCCUCUUCGUGUCCGACCGCCACCCACUCUACGACCUCCUAGCCACAGAAUUCUACUCUAAAAGGCAGAGGAAUGCUAAUGGAGAGAACACGGUCAAACUCCCCGUCCGAACAGGCGGUCUCGCCGGUAUUGCAGAGAAAAACUCCAGCUACCUUCCCCACAUGUCUCUUCAAGGGCCGGAAGAGGACAUCAAGCUCGAACCCGAGGUCGACGACGAUCGCAGUAUGAGCGUGCUGUACACGAUGCCAACGUCGAAACAUGUGCAUAAGUCCAUGUUAUUGCGGGGUGUCAAGGAGCCAGCGAAGGUGCUUGAUCAUAGUGAUAUUGCGAUCUUGAAGAGCAAAGCGAGGAAUUCAGGGAGGAGUUAUGGUGGUGCGCCGCUUGGAGAUCGGAAUGGGAGUUAUGGGAAUGGUGGUGGGAGGGGCGGCAGAGGGGGUGGGAAUAUCUCCUUCCAAGCUGACAGGCCUCCGCCGCCGCAGUAUGAUCAGCAGAGGGGAGGAACAGGGGAGGUCGAUCGAUCGAACCCCUUUGCGGCGUUCCUGGAUCCGAAAUUCGUACCUCCGCCCGUGGUCGGUGCGAAUGGGAGAAUCCCUCCGCCUCCACCUCCUGUCUCUCAGCAGUAUGGACGUGGACCGCCUAGCGCAGGCUCGAGUUCUUACGCGCAUGGUGGGUAUGGGCAGCGAGAUGAUGGUGGAUACGGCUCUGGUAGUGGUUCACAACGUGGACAGUAUGGUGGCUAUGGUCAGGGCCAAUACAAUGGGGGUAGAGGAGGGGGUGGGGAUCGGUAUGGUGGGUCGCAGCAGCAAUAUAGUGGGCCGCCAGGAGGCGGUGCAGGUGGUCGGUCGAUCAGCGAUAGCUAUUACGCCAGCGGGAGUGGCCAGAGCUAUGGUCAAGGAGGAUAUGGUGUCAACGGGGACACAGGCGGCGGCAGGGGUGGUGGUGGAGGAUCACAGAAUUAUCGGGGCAGCUACGAUCCCAGGUAUGGAGAUGGGUAUGGGAGGCGUUGA
Molecule: messenger RNA, 3279 nt
Organism: Endocarpon pusillum Z07020
Lineage: Eukaryota; Fungi; Ascomycota; Eurotiomycetes; Verrucariales; Verrucariaceae
Product: 5'-3' exoribonuclease 2
Exons: 2
Coding region: 1-3279 (1092 amino acids)
Biological process (GO): nuclear-transcribed mRNA catabolic process
Cellular component (GO): nucleus
Molecular function (GO): zinc ion binding; RNA binding; 5'-3' RNA exonuclease activity
Source: RefSeq, a predicted model, not a curated record